Fusarium odoratissimum NRRL 54006 is the source of this 321-nucleotide messenger RNA. RefSeq lists its product as uncharacterized. The record is from RefSeq and is a predicted model, not a curated record. The transcript has 2 exons. The coding region runs from base 1 to 321 and encodes 106 amino acids. Lineage: Eukaryota; Fungi; Ascomycota; Sordariomycetes; Hypocreales; Nectriaceae.
AUGCCUGGGGGUGGAAGACGCUGGCGCGAGUCCAAGUUUGGAAGGAAGCUUUUGCGCGGCCUUGUGCUUGUAAACCCUUUAUUCUCUACUUCUGCAAGGGUCACAUUGCUCUUCGAAUUUGUCUGUGACGUUGAACACUGCGCCGCCGCUUUCUUCGUCACCGGGCGGCUAGCUGUUGGGCCAAGAAUUUGUCGUCAAGGCGAACGAGCCUAUGCCACAACUCCAGUGAGCUUUUGCGGUCACAAGCAACUGCAAUGUGGCUGGGAAUUCGGGGGCUUCCAGGAGUACACAAGCAGGGGUACCGGAGAACCAACCCCUUAA